Molecule: messenger RNA, 555 nt
Organism: Fusarium keratoplasticum
Lineage: Eukaryota; Fungi; Ascomycota; Sordariomycetes; Hypocreales; Nectriaceae
Exons: 2
Coding region: 1-555 (184 amino acids)
Source: RefSeq, a predicted model, not a curated record
AUGUCUACCCCAAUGGAGCAGCACGAUGACGAUGACAUCGAUAUGCCCUCGAACGAAGAUGCUGCGACCACUCACCAAAGCGAUUCCGAUGUCAAUUCCGGCAGUGAUUCCGACGGCAAUUCCGACAGCGAUUCCUCCCAGUAUGAUUUCGAAGCGCUCCACGCGAGAGAGGUAGCCGAGAUGCGUGCCUUUCUUCAAUCUCGCUAUCAGCCCAUUGAAGAAACCGAUUUUGACGCCAUUGUCGGACCCGCCGAGCCAACGUUUACGGCCAUAUGGAAGAAGGAAGACGAAGACUUGAUGCUCUUGGAAUGGGAUUCUUCUCUCGGGAAGAAGGCGUAUGCUUGCAUCGACGUCGAGAACGCAUCGCUAACAACACUCUGGAAGGUCUGCAUGCGAAUCCUUCGGUGCACUCCCCUCGACCCGAUUUCCCCCUUGCUCAACUUGAAGUACGGCACAUCGUCUGUGGUGUUCUCUCGGGAGUUCUGUGAUGCUCUCGCACCUCUCAUCGUACAUGGCUCAUCUGUCGCGCAGAUGACCGUCGGCCCUGGAAACUAG